Messenger RNA from Pan troglodytes (chimpanzee), 6728 nucleotides. RefSeq names its product centrosomal protein 152 (gene CEP152). Gene Ontology annotation, biological process: centriole replication. The transcript has 28 exons. Bases 1099 to 6417 code for a protein of 1772 amino acids. Gene Ontology annotation, cellular component: centrosome. NCBI's taxonomy places the organism in Eukaryota, Metazoa, Chordata, Mammalia, Primates, Hominidae. The record is from RefSeq and is a predicted model, not a curated record.
GGCUCUCGAAUCCACCAAUGGGCGCACAGGGGGAGCUUCCCGCCACCUCUGGCGCCCGCUUUCAAACAGCCGUACUUUGCAACUGCAGGCGGACUUCUCAACCAAGCUUGAGGAAGGCGGAGACUUCUGCCUCCUCGCUCUGCCCCGAGCCGGCACGGCUCCGCCCACCGGGCGAGCUUCUAGUCGGCGAUUGAAGGAGGCGAGUGCUCCUUAAGGGCCUCCGCCCCGUGAGUUCGGUUGUGACUAGGAAGGAGCUAGUGGACUAGAGCCAGGGUAAGGGGAUGGGCUAGAAGUUGGUCUUCCGCCAGGACUAGAGUUUCCUAGCGGUAACAGCCUCCGUGGCCUCCGGUAAGUUCUGAUCCACGGGUGGGCUUGGACCUGGGGUUAGAGGAGUUGCGGGGUCCUCGGGAUGCUGGCUGAGGGUUCCUGGGGGUGCUGACCUGCCCCCUCCCCAAAUCCCGCGGUGGUGGACUGCCCGUAUGUUGCGGGCUCAGCUUUUACCUUUAACGUGUCAUUUAGACCUCUUCAUUCCUCCAAUAUCCUACUUAGAAGUGACAUAUGGGAAGCCCGCCUCGUUUCCAGGCUGCUGGGGUCGCCCUGAGACCCUACUCUGCGGACCCCGCCUUGGUCACCCUGGCGUCACGCCUGGCUCACAGUAGGUGCUCUGUGCACGUGUGUUGACCGAGUACAAGUGACGCUGGCACCCGAAGCCAGCAGCCCCGGGCAUCCUGGGCCCCGUGCGGCUUUGGUCAUGUUUGUAGUGCCGUAGCUGACGCCAAACAGUUCCUCAAGGUCAUUCGGUCAGCCUGUGGAUGCUUAUUGUGUGUUAGCAUUACUCGCUCCGCUCUCUGGGCAACUUGAAUCAAUUUGUCCAAAGUGCUGUUAUUAGCACUGAUCACAAGAUGUUGCGAUCAUUUGUUUAUAUGUCUAUUUUCUUUCCCUCCAUCGUGUCCUGUUAAACUUUGUAAUCUUGAACAGUGCUUGGUAAAUUGUCGAAUGAAUGAAUAAGGUGCCUCCACCAGGUGUUGCAAGUCUAAACCGGGCUAUGUGCUCUGGCUGUUUCCAUUCUAGAAGGCGAGUUAUGUCAGCAAGAGGACCAUGUCAUUAGACUUUGGCAGUGUGGCACUACCAGUGCAAAAUGAAGAUGAAGAGUAUGACAAAGAGGACUAUGAAAGAGAGAAAGAGUUGCAGCAGUUACUCACAGACCUUCCCCAUGAGAUGCUGGAUGACGACCUCUCCUCUCCAGAGCUCCAGUAUUCGGACUGCAGCGAGGAUGGCACAGACGGACAACCACAUCAUCCUGAGCAAUUGGAGAUGAGCUGGAAUGAGCAAAUGCUGCCCAAAUCUCAAAGUGUAAAUGGCUAUAAUGAAAUUCAGAGUUUAUAUGCUGGAGAAAAAUGUGGUAAUGUCUGGGAAAAAAAUAGAAGUAAAACUGAAGACCGACAUCCUGUGUACCAUCCUGAAGGUGGAGAUGAAGGUGGAAGUGGUUAUAGUCCUCCAAGUAAAUGUGAACAGACUGAUUUAUAUCACCUUCCUGAAAACUUUAGGCCAUAUACCAAUGGUCAGAAGCAGGAAUUUAAUAACCAAGCAACCAAUGUAAUUAAAUUUUCAGAUCCUCAAUGGAACCAUUUUCAGGGUCCCAGUUGUCAAGGUUUGGAACCGUAUAAUAAAGUGACAUAUAAACCUUAUCAGUCUUCUGCCCAGAAUAAUGAUGGCUCACCAGCCCAGGAGAUAACAGGAAGUGACACAUUCGAAGGCCUGCAACAACAAUUUUUAGGAGCUAAUGAGAACUCUGCAGAAAAUAUGCAGAUUAUUCAACUUCAGGUUCUUAACAAAGCAAAAGAGAGACAACUAGAGAACUUAAUUGAAAAGUUAAAUGAAAGUGAACGUCAAAUUCGAUAUCUGAAUCACCAGCUUGUAAUAAUAAAAGAUGAAAAGGAUGGUUUGACUCUCAGCCUUCGAGAAUCACAGAAACUCUUUCAGAAUGGAAAAGAAAGAGAGAUACAGCUUGAAGCUCAAAUAAAAGCACUGGAGACUCAGAUACAAGCAUUAAAAGUCAAUGAAGAACAGAUGAUCAAGAAGUCCAGAACAACUGAAAUGGCUCUGGAAAGCUUGAAGCAGCAGCUGGUGGACCUUCAUCAUUCUGAAUCACUUCAACGAGCUAGAGAACAGCAUGAGAGCAUUGUUAUGGGCCUCACAAAGAAGUACGAAGAGCAAGUAUUGUCCUUACAAAAGAAUUUGGAUGCCACAGUCACCGCACUUAAAGAACAGGAAGACAUUUGCUCUCGUCUGAAAGAUCACGUGAAACAACUGGAAAGGAAUCAAGAAGCAAUCAAGUUAGAAAAGACUGAGAUCAUUAAUAGGUUGACAAGAAGUCUAGAGGAGAGUCAAAAGCAGUGUGCCCACUUGUUGCAGUCCGGGUCAGUACAAGAGGUGGCUCAGCUACAGUUCCAGCUGCAGCAAGCACAGAAGGCACAUGCUAUGAGUGCAAACAUGAACAAGGCUUUGCAAGAAGAAUUAACAGAACUAAAAGAUGAAAUUUCUCUCUAUGAAUCUGCUGCAAAACUAGGAAUACAUCCAAGUGACUCAGAAGGAGAAUUAAAUAUAGAACUCACUGAAUCAUAUGUGGAUUUGGGUAUUAAAAAGGUCAACUGGAAAAAAUCCAAAGUUACCAGCAGUGUACAAGAAGAAGACCCAAAUGAAGAGCUUUCAAAAGAUGAGUUCAUUCUGAAGUUAAAGGCAGAAGUACAGCGUUUGCUGGGUAGCAACUCAAUGAAGCGUCAUCUGGUGUCUCAGUUACAAAAUGACCUCAAAGACUGUCAUAAGAAAAUUGAAGAUCUCCACCAAGUGAAGAAGGAUGAAAAAAGCAUUGAGGUUGAGACUAAAACAGAUACCUCAGAAAAACCAAAGAAUCAAUUAUGGCCUGAGUCUUCUACUUCUGAUGUUGUCAGAGAUGAUAUUCUGCUGCUUAAAAAUGAAAUUCAAGUUUUACAACAACAAAAUCAGGAACUUAAAGAAACUGAAGGAAAACUGAGAAAUACAAAUCAAGACUUAUGUAAUCAAAUGAGACAAAUGGUACAAGAUUUUGACCAUGACAAACAAGAAGCUGUGGAUAGGUGUGAGAGGACUUACCAGCAGCACCAUGAAGCCAUGAAAACUCAAAUACGUGAAAGCCUAUUAGCAAAGCAUGCUUUGGAGAAGCAGCAGCUCUUUGAGGCUUAUGAGAGAACUCAUUUGCAACUGAGGUCUGAGUUGGAUAAGUUGAAUAAGGAGAUGACUGCUGUGCAGGAAUGUUACCUAGAAGUGUGCAGAGAGAAGGAUAAUCUAGAAUUGACUCUCAGGAAGACCACUGAAAAGGAGCAACAGACUCAGGAGAAGAGACAGCUGUUGGAGGAAAGAGAAGAAUAUGUAAGCAAACUGCAGGUGGAACUUGAAAAAAAGUACCAAGAUACACUUAUGAUGGAAAAGAGCAAGUGGCUGAAAGAUCAAGAAACUGAUAUUAAACAGCAAGUUGAAAGUGAAGUGAUCUUAGCAAAAGCACAUUGGGAUAAGGAACAGCAAGAGAUCAAAGAAAAACUCAUUCAACAGCUUGAAAAGGAGUGGCAGUCUAAGCUGGAUCAAACUAUAAAGGCAAUGAAAAAGAAGACCUCAGAUUGUGGCAGCCAAACUGACCAAGUAACCACCAGUGAUGUUAUUUCCAAGAAAGAGAUGGCAAUUAUGAUAGAAGAGCAGAAGUGCACAAUCCAGCAAAACUUAGAACAAGAGAAGGACAUAGCCAUCAAGGGGGCUAUGAAGAAACUCGAAAUUGAAUUGGAACUCAAACAUUGUGAAAAUAUUACCAAACAGGUAGAAAUAGCUGUGCAAAAUGCUCGUCAGCGAUGGCUGGGAGAACUACCAGAGCUGGCAGAGUAUCAAGCACUUGUGAGGGCAGAACAGAAAAAGUGGAAAGAACAGCAUGAAGUCUCUGUGAACAAAAGGGUAUCAUUUGCUGUUUCUGAAGCUAAAGAGAAAUGGAAGAGUGAGCUUGAAAAUAUGAGGAAAAAUAUACUUCCUGGAAAGGAAUUGGAAGAGAAGAUUCAUUCUCUUCAGAGGGAACUCGAGUUAAAGAACGAAGAAGUCCCUGUGGUCAUUAGGGCUGAGUUAGCUAAGGCUCGGAGUGAAUGGAACAAAGAAAAGCAAGAAGAAAUCCACAGAAUCCAAGAACAAAAUGAGCAAGAUUACCGGCAAUUUUUAGAUGAUCACCGAAAUAAAAUUAAUGAGGUGCUUGCAGCAGCUAAAGAAGACUUUAUGAAACAAAAAACUGAACUACUUCUUCAGAAGGAGACAGAAUUACAAACUUGUCUAGACCAGAGUCUUAGAGAAUGGACUAUGCAGGAAGCCAAGCGGAUCCAACUGGAAAUCUAUCAGUAUGAGGAAGACAUCCUGACUGUACUUGGGGUUCUUUUAAGUGAUAUCCAAAAGGAGCACAUCAGUGAUUCUGAGGACAAGCAGCUUUUGGAAAUCAUGUCGACUUGUUCUUCAAAAUGGAUGUCUCUGCAAUAUUUUGAAAAACUAAAGGGCUGCAUACAGAAAGCAUUUCAAGAUACACUUCCUCUGCUUAUAGAAAACACUGACCCAGAAUGGAAAAAGAGAAAUAUGGCCGAGCUCUCUAAGGAUUCUGCCAGCCGGGGCACUGGCCAAGGAGACCCUGGACCUGCUGCUGGACACCAUGCUCAGCCCUUGGCCUUACAAGCAACAGAAGCAGAAGCUGAUAAGAAAAAGGUCCUUGAAAUUAAGGAUUUAUGCUGUGGACACUGCUUCCAAGAACUUGAAAAGGCAAAGCAGGAAUGUCAAGAUCUGAAAGGAAAACUGGAGAAAUGCUGUAGGCAUCUUCAGCAUUUAGAAAGGAAGCACAAAGCUGUAGUGGAAAAAAUUGGAGAAGAGAAUAAUAAAGUUGUUGAAGAAUUAAUAGAAGAAAACAACGACAUGAAGAAUAAAUUGGAAGAAUUGCGAACACUUUGUAAAACACCACCAAGGUCAUUGUCAGCAGGGGCCAUUGAAAAUGCUUGCCUGCCAUGCAGUGGGGGAGCCUUGGAAGAACUUCGUGGGCAGUACAUUAAAGCUGUAAAAAAAAUUAAACAUGACAUGCUUCGUUAUAUUCAGGAGAGUAAGGAACGAGCUGCAGAAAUGGUAAAAGCAGAGGUACUGCGAGAACGUCAAGAAACCGCCCGAAAGAUGCGCAAAUAUUAUUUGAUUUGCCUCCAACAGAUUUUGCAGGAUGAUGGAAAAGAAGGGGCUGAGAAAAAGAUUAUGAAUGCUGCUAGCAAACUUGCUACAAUGGCAAAAUUACUGGAAACACCUAUUUCUAGUAAGUCCCAGAGCAAAACUACACAGUCAGCACUGCCCCUAACUUCAGAGAUGCUGAUUGCAGUUAAAAAAUCAAAAAGAAAUGAUGUGAAUCAGAAAAUACCAUGUUGUAUUGAAAGCAAAUCAAACAGUGUAAACACCAUCACCAGAAGUCUGUGCGAACAAGCUCCCAAGAGGAGGGCAGCUUGUAACUUACAAAGGCUGUUAGAGAACUCAGAGCAUCAGAGCAUAAAGCAUGUGGGAUCCAAAGAGACACAUUUGGAAUUCCAGUUUGGGGAUGGUAGUUGCAAGCACCUAAACAGUUUGCCAAGGAAUGUUUCUCCUGAGUUUGUUCCUUGUGAAGGUGAAGGAGGCUUUGGUUUGCACAAGAAGAAAGACCUACUCAGUGAUAAUGGUUCUGAAUCACUUCCACAUUCAGCUGCAUACCCCUUUCUCGGAACCUUAGGAAAUAAACCCUCACCUAGAUGUACCCCUGGUCCUUCUGAAUCAGGAUGCAUGCAUAUAACCUUUCGCGAUUCUAAUGAAAGACUUGGUUUAAAAGUAUAUAAAUGCAAUCCACUAAUGGAAAGUGAAAAUGCUGCAUCUGAGAAAAGUCAAGGUUUGGAUGUUCAGGAACCUCCAGUAAAAGAUGGAGGGGACCUUAGUGACUGCUUGGGCUGGCCUUCCAGCAGUGCAACCUUAUCCUUUGACAGUCGUGAAGCAUCAUUUGUACAUGGUAGGCCACAAGGAACUUUGGAAAUACCAAGUGAAUCUGUUAAAUCCAAACAGUUUUCACCAUCCGGUUAUCUUUCAGACACAGAGGAAAGUAAUAUGAUUUGUCAAACAAUGAAAUGUCAGCGUGAUCAAACUCCAUACCUGUCAGAAGAAACCACGUAUUUGGAGCCGGGAAAGAUCAGUGUGAAUUGUGGACACCCAUCUCAUCAUAAGGCUGAUAGAUUAAAGUCAGAUUUCAAAAAACUGAGCAGUACAUUACCAUCUUCAGUGUGUCAGCAGCCUUCAAGAAAAUUAAUUGUUCCGCUAUCUAGCCAACAAGAUAGUGGCUUUGAUAGCCCAUUUGUUAAUCUAGACUAAUUAUGGUACAGUAUUUAAGAAGAAUCAUUAAUAUAUUAACAAAAAUGGAAGGGAAGACCUCAUACUGAAAAAAAUUGUGAGCCCUGCCUCUUUUGAGAUGUUUUAAUAACAUCUGUUAUAUAAGUAAAGCAUUCUUCUAAAAUUGCUUGAGAUAUUUAUGUUGCCUUAAUAUUCCAAAGGCCUGAUGGUGUAUGUAUAAUCUGCUUUUGUGUGGUGCUUAUUUUUGGUUUCUAAACCAUCUAUUUUUAUACUUAUAAAUUGACUCACUCUGCAGUGUUAACUUAUUUAAAUAAACUUGCAUAUGGUCUGUA